Syngnathoides biaculeatus (alligator pipefish) is the source of this 3277-nucleotide messenger RNA. It is a transcript of the gene stard3nl, whose product is annotated as STARD3 N-terminal like. NCBI's taxonomy places the organism in Eukaryota, Metazoa, Chordata, Actinopteri, Syngnathiformes, Syngnathidae. The record is from RefSeq and is a predicted model, not a curated record. Bases 219 to 794 code for a protein of 191 amino acids. The transcript has 5 exons.
CAAACAGGAAAUGAACGACAAGUUAAAAAGAAAUGAAUCCUACCUUGUCCGCUUCAACCUGCUGAGGAAUUUAUUUGGACAAAAACACAAACAACGCAACACUCAAAACACAUCAGAGCGUGUUGCGUUUGAAAAAUGCAGUCAUGUGAUGGACAGCAAACCUGGUGUGUGUGUUGACUGCGGUUGAGUCCACACCAGCCGGUACCACCACUGCUGCCAUGGACAGCCGAUGUAGCAGCAGCGCAGGCUCUCGUCAGAUGGGAAGUCACGGGGCAAGGAGCUCCACGCCCCUCCAGGCCCGCACAGACUCAUACGAGGAGAAAAAGAAGUGCAUCUCCGACGUUAGGAGGACCUUCUGCCUCUUUGUUACGUUCGAUCUCUUAUUCGUCACCUUGCUGUGGAUCAUCGAGCUCAAUGUAAACGGCGGCCUUCCCAAGCAGCUGAACCAGGAAGUGGUGCACUACAAUUAUCACGGCUCCUUCUUUGACAUCUUUCUUCUGGCGGUGUUUCGAUUCGCAGUCCUCAUCUUGGCCUACGCCGUGUGCAGGCUGAGACAUUGGUGGGCGGUGGCUAUACUGAAUGGAUACCAAAGGGAGGUUGAACAUUCCUUUGGAAAUUGUAGUUCACUUCCUGUGUGUUGCCUUGAUGUGAUGUCACUGCGCCUCAUCACCGUACAUCUCAUGAAUGGUUUUACUGUACGUUGUGACCUAACCUUAAGCCUUCUGGAUAGUCCUGCACUUGUGCAGCCAACAACGUCCGCAUUGCAUCACGGGACCGACUCGUUAGUCACUUGAUGUGCACACGACACAAAUUGCUUCUGCAUGUCAACUGCCGCGGAGAGCAUCUCUCAUGACUGGUCUGUUUUAGUCACCUGCUGUGAUGACGUACUCAGCGUUCCCCUUGGUCUCACAUCCCAUCUACGCUGCCGCCUUUUUGAGCAAUUUUGCAAUAUAAUUAUACCUACCAUGUGGUCAUCAAAGUCCAUUUGUUCGAGCAGACACUGUUCCAAAGUUACCAUUGUUAUUGCGUUGUUCCUUAUUACGGAAAGUAAAGAACUGCAGCUACCGUAAAUGGUCCAAAAAUGCGAAGGAAACUCUACCCUGUGGCAUCCUAGCCAAUACCAGCUGUAGCGACACCCCCGACAUGGAGGAGAACUGCAGUAUAUUUUCAAAACCAUGCCCACGGGUUGCAUUCAAGUAUAAAGAGAAACUGCAUGCCGUAUAGCCCCAGUCACAUUAGUGCAGUCACCGCCCUCGUGAAUGUAAAGAAGCGUUUAGAAGUAAGAUUAUGCACUGCACUUUUGGUACUUCAAAUUUUGAGGACUCUUAAACGGACUUGUACUUGAUUCUGUGGGAGGAUGUUCAUCUGCUCUGAAGUAAAAAAAUGUUUUUUAUUUGUUUAUUUUUGGGGGGGUUAUUACACAAUACGAUAGUACCUCAGUUUUCGAACGUCUUGGUUUUCGUACAAAUCGGUUCUCAAACGAAAAUUUCAAGAUUUUUUUUUUUUUUUUUGCUUUGGUUUUCGAACGAAAAUUGGUAUUCGAACACCCCGACCAGCGGACCCAUGACGAUUUGUUAUUGUGCUUUUGAAUGCACCCCCGAAAAAAAAAAAACGCAAAAGACAUAACGCACAUGACCGCGCGCUUGACUCACACACUCUUCUGCUCGCGGACGUUUCCCAUUACUGUAGUGACUUUUUAUCUUCAAAUUGAGAAACAUUAACCCCCGAUAAUGGCUCCAAAGAAGUCAAGUGGAACUGCUGGUGGUGAAAAAAGGAAAGUGGUGCGUAAAACUGUCGACUUCAAGAAGGAUUUGAUAGCCGAGCACGAAUCUGGUCUGCGUGUUUCUGAGCUAUCGAAAAAGUAUGGCUUGGUGAAAACGACAAUCGGCGCCAUUCUGAAACACAAGGAUGCCCUCAAAUGAAAUGAUGUUGCUAAGGGAGAAACCGUGUUGACCAAGCAGAGGCCAUAGUUCUUGGAGUAAGUCAAAAAGUUGCUUAUUUUCUUGAACGAGCAGCAAUUAGCUGGGGAUAGUGUUGGCGAGGAAGGAAGGAGAUGUUGUCCUACGAAGCUGAAAGCAGGAAAUGUGUCUCAAGUGCCGAUAUUAAAGCUAUCUACGCUAAAUGGAACGACAUCCGUAAUUUUGUAGAACUUCAUCACCUGAAUACACUGCACUGCACUGCAAAAUUUUAAUGAUGUUGUUAUGAGCCACUUCAGAAAAGUGCUUAUAAGACUGCCGAAACAAACAUUAGAUUUGUUCUUUGUGGAAAAAGGGGCGAGUCACUCCCACCGACGACAUCUGAAACUUUUGUUUUGCAUUGCUUUUUUCUUUUAUUCCAUUAACCCUACCUCUAGUUGCAAGUUUUUUUUUUUUUUUUACAUGUUAUGUACUUUCUGUGCAAAUAAAAAACUAUUUGCCCCCUCCUCCCCCGCCGCCCCAUUAUUGCUUGUUUAGUUAUUUUGCACUUUUGUUAAUAAAAAAAAAAGGUUUACAAGGUUGGGGGCUGAGUCGCUACAGAUACGGCAAUGCACUCCCAGUAUGGCAUACUCUACUAGUAUAAAGCAUACAUUUUAAGCAAAAAAUAAAUAUAUUUCUUAAAGGAUUUCAUUAUAUUAUAUCUUUAAACUAUACAUAUAUUUCUACUAUGCAGUUUAUUAUCAGGAAAAGCUAAAAAAAAUCAUUUGAAAAAAUAUUUUUUUAGGCUUGGAACGCAUUAUUUCAUUUUCCAUUCAUUGUAAUGGGAAAACGUGCGUUGGUUUUCAAACGUUUUCCUUUUCAACCAGCGUUCUGGAUUGGAUUGUGUUCAAGAACCAAGGCACCACUGUACUUAUUGAGAUUUUUUUUUUUCCACACUUGACGAAUAUCCCAAGUUAAAAAACACAUUACUGAAACUCGUAAAAUCUAAAAUAAAACAAAGCAUUUUUCAAAAAGUGAAAACUAAUCAAAACUAACAAACCAGUUCUAAAAACUCAAAACUAAAUGAUUUUGAAAAAUCAAAAAAUGAAAAAUUACUAUAAUGGAAAAUAACCACUCAAAAUGGGGGGGGGGGGGGAGGAUAACCCAUUACAACACUGCCACGCACACAAAGAAUACAUCCACACACAGAAACAUGCAGAUGAGCUCAUGGGCACACACGUGUGUGCACAGUCUCACACAAAUGUGCACACAAAUAUCCAUGAACACACUUUCUCCCCCAAACAUAAAAGUAUGCAUAUGGACGCUCACACAGGACCACUGGAUGACUUUCUACUCACUGGCCAAGUUCUUGUUGUGUUUGU